AUGGCAGUCUCGGAACCAAUGAAUGGCCAUUCUGCAGGGUCCACGACGACAAUCACUCACUCGAGUCCGUUUUUGCCGCCGCGCAAUGGCGAACAAACCAGACAAGCUCUGGUGAUUCUGAACAGUCCCAUCCGAUCACCUCCCAGCCCAUUGUUUCAAAAACUGUGGGACAGUUGUUGCUUUCACGUGUGUGCCGAUGGUGGAGCCAAUCGCCUCUAUCGUGCCGAUCCUGGCUUACUACCCGACUUGAUUCGAGACAGCAAUGAUUUGGACAAGGCAUUAUCGGCAAUACUCCAGAAAAAAUCGAUGGAUACACAACAACAACAAUACACUCGCAUUAUAAUAUACGGCGCCUUUGGAGGCAGAUUUGACCAAGAAAUGGCAAGCAUUCAAGCCCUCUACAAGUGGGGUCCACAGUUUCAAAACAGACUGGUUUUGAUAGAUGACAAUACCAGCGCCGUGCUGUUACCAGCCGGUGUCAAGAAUGAAAUUCGCAUGCCUCGUUAUGGAGAUCAAACUGGAAAACAACAAAAGGAUCUGGGUGAGGGCCCGACUUGUGGAUUGAUUCCUAUAGGAACCAAAUGUGAGAAAAUAGUUACUACGGGAUUCAAGUGGAACCUAGAUGGUACAAUACCCUUGGAAUUUGGAGGUCUUGUCAGCACUUCCAACCAUUUGUCCGAAGAAGUUGCUACUGUAGAAGCAUCGCAUCCAUUGGUGUUCACUGCCGAAGUUGCAUGUGGAAUAGAGGACGUAUUCUAG
This is a messenger RNA of Seminavis robusta, 759 nucleotides long. The record is from the annotation of a GenBank genome assembly. NCBI's taxonomy places the organism in Eukaryota, Bacillariophyta, Bacillariophyceae, Naviculales, Naviculaceae.